UGGCGUUUUCAGCAUGAGUUUAAAGAAAUUGUGGCUUGGUUGAGUGAUAAUUUAUAUUUGGCAAUUUCGCCGUCAUUUAUUCGAAAACAUAUUUAAUUAUUGGACAUUGUGUGUUGUGUUUACCUUUGAGUGUUUUUCUUGGUCGUUACACCACACGGUCAAGGUAGUAAAGAAAAGAAAAAACAUGAGUAAUUACGAAGACGAUCAAAGCGAGGAUGGAGAGCUAGCUCGCAGUCCUGUCCAAGAUGAAAUGGAUUUUAGUUUAUCUGAUGAAGAUCGAGACAAUGCUGACUCUUUGAUAAUCAAGCCGCCUCAGGCCGUGAUUCGAACAGCACAUAGAGAUAAGAGAGGACAUAAACGGACUGUCAAAGAUAGAUACAAAGACAAUAUGAGAAAAGAAAAAAAGCAUAUGUACAGGGAACGUGAUAAGUCUGACAAAACAAAACGAGACAUUAAUAAGAAUCCGGAACGUGAAGAUAUGGCCAAAGAAUAUUAUAGAGAAAAGCAAUACUACAGGGAAAAAGAAAUGUAUAGAGAGGGCAAGGAAACAUUUAGGGACAAGGAAUCCUACCGAGAUAAAGAAACUUACAGAGAAAAGGAAAUGUACAGAGAUGGCAAAGAUAAUAAUAUGUACAGGGAUAAUAAAGACAUAAGAGAAAAAGAUAUGUACCGUGAGAGAGAGAUGAGGGAAAAAGAAGUUUAUAGAGAUAAAGAUCAAUACAGAGAAAGAGAACAUUACCGAGAGAGAGAAAUGUAUAGAGAUCCAUCUUUCAGAGAACCAGCUAGGUCUAGGGAGGCCUACAGAGAGAAGGAAAUGCUAUACAAAGAGAAAGAAAUGUAUAACAAAGAAAAAGAAAUGCAAAGAGAUGUGUAUCUUGGUCGUGAAAGACAAUAUAAAUAUGCUGAAGCAGAGAGAAAGCGCUCUGAUAAUGAGAGAAUAGAAUCUAGAUUAAGGUCAUUAGCUGAAGAAGGCCAUACUAAUCAUAACAAUGAAAAGGAAAACAGAGAUAGAACAUCUGGAGAUAAAGAACUGGAAGACCUUAGAACUAGAUUACUUAACAAAAGGAUAACCAAAGAGUUACAAGGUCAAGAUGGAGGCAAGAAGAGUUCAGACUAUUAUGAAAAGGAUGGGAAAUCAUCUCGUCACUCAUCAUUGGACAAACACCAAGAACAUAGGAAGAAUAAAGUUUUAUUUGCAGGACACCAAUUUGUUUCAGAUAAAGAAAGAGAAAAGCGGAAACAUGAAUCCCGGACUGAGUUGGAGGCUCGAAGACUUGAGCACCGCCGCCGUGGCAAAAAACGCUCUGUAUCUCCCAGUGAGACGGCGACAAAGAAAACUAAAACAGACUCACCUAACUAUGGUGACUCUGUUGUCACCGUAUCUGACUCUAGUGACGUAGAAAUGAAAACUGACUCACUACAUUCUGAGCCUGAAGAUGGUGAACACACAAAUAGUGAAACAGAAGAGGAUAGUUCAAGCACAGAAUCAGAUUCAGCAGCAGAGUCGAAGUCAGAAGAAGAAGAGGAAGAAGAGCACAGAAAUGAGGAAAAGACUGAAAAAGACGAGAAAGAGAAAGAAAGGAUCAAUGACAAAACUAGACCUCCUUCCAAAUCUAAGUCACCUAGUCCCAAUCUCUCCAAGUCUAAACCAGAGUCUUUGCCGUCAUCACACGGGUCACACAGAUCUUUGUCUCGGUCUAAGAGUAGAAGUAGAUCACAUUCCUUUUCACCUCCUCCUCCUGGAGAAAAUGGUAAAAUUACAGAAGAAGAAAAACUGAUUGAAGAUGAUGAAGAAACAAGACAGAGGGAAGAAGCUAUUAAUGCUCUACCUCCAUACUACCCAGCCUUACAGGGGUGUCGGUCAGUUGAGGAAUUUCAAUGCCUCAAUAGAAUUGAAGAAGGUGCAUAUGGAGUAGUUUAUAGAGCACGUGACAAAACUACUGAUGAAAUAGUUGCUCUAAAACGACUUAAAAUGGAAAAAGAGAAGGAAGGAUUCCCCAUCACCUCUCUGCGAGAGAUUAACACUUUGCUUAAGGGCCAGCAUCCGAACAUUGUCACAGUGCGAGAGAUAGUGGUGGGCUCCAACAUGGAUAAGAUUUUCAUUGUUAUGGAUUACGUCGAGCACGACUUAAGAAGUCUCAUGGAGACGAUGCGCGGAAAGAAACAAGUUUUUCUACCCGGUGAGGUGAAAUGUCUUAUGACGCAGUUGUUGAGGGCUGUGCAUCAUCUGCAUGACAAUUGGAUAUUACACAGGGAUCUCAAGACCAGCAAUUUGUUAUUAUCACACAAAGGUGUUUUAAAGGUGGGAGACUUUGGGUUAGCCCGAGAGUAUGGAUCUCCCCUUCGGCAAUAUACCCCGAUCGUGGUAACACUUUGGUACCGCGCGCCUGAGCUUCUACUGUGCUGUAAGGAAUACUCUACACCCAUCGAUAUGUGGAGUGUAGGCUGUAUAUUCGCCGAGUUCAUAAGCAUGAAUCCGCUAUUUCCAGGAAAAUCAGAGGUGGAUCAGUUAAAUAGAAUAUUUAAGGAUUUAGGUACACCUUCUGAGUUGAUUUGGCCCGGUUACAGUGAAUUACCAGCAGUACAAAGAAUGACCUUUGCAGAACAUCCUACUGGUGGGUUACGCCAAAGAAUAGGAGCUGAUCUACUCUCUGAAACUGGCCUAUCUUUACUACAAGGAUUUUUGACAUACAAUCCUGUCAGGAGGGUGACAGCAGACGCCGCUUUAGAUCACGCUUAUUUUAAGGAGCAACCAGUGGCGAUCGAGCCGGCGAUGUUCCCGACGUGGCCGGCCAAAUCCGAGGGCAACCGGCGCAGCACGCACAGCCCGCGGCCGCCUGCGGGAGGCGCGGCCUACGCUCAGUUCGCGCGCGCCGACACGGACGAGGCGCUCGGCUUCCAACUACACCAGCGCUCGCUUAACGUGGCGCCGGGCUUCUCGCUCAAGUUCUAGCAUCGACGACUCGGGCAGCGCUCGAAACGAUAGUUAAUCUUUAGUUACUAAUUUAUACUAUGUAACGAGUUAUCUAGUUACGUAAUAGUCGAGGUCAGCUAGACUACUCCAACAUAGGUACUUCAUAUUUGUUUAGAGUAACUGUUAAAGUACCAUUUCAUCGGAUCUGAUGAGAUGAUUCAAUGAGCCUUCUGAGGCACAAUUGUAGUCCGGAAUGUAGGGAAUAAAAUAUUCUUUACACUUGUGAUGAAUAAAAUAUUUUUUUAAUAUUAUAUAAUAUGUGUUGUGCAAAUCAGAAUUUCAAAAGAAACUGCCAUUUUUAUAAGUAUUCUGUAUAUUGCAAUAAAAUCAUGCGUUACAACAUUUAUGAGAACUUCAAUAUAAAUAAAAAGCUCAUGUAAAUAUUAUAUUGUUACUUAAUGUACUUAUGGAAUACAUUAUUAAUAUUAUCUAGACUUUAAAAACAUUGUGACUUUGCCAUUGUGAAUGUAAAAUAGCAAGGAAUAAUAUUUUUUCAUUAUUGUAAUCAUAUGCAAUAAAUAUGUUUGAGAGUCUAACGCUCAAAAUAUGUAAUGGAUUGAGUACGCAGCGUUCUGCCUUUUGUUGAAUGCACACAACUAAGAUAUUCAACAACAUGUAUUGUGUAGUUACAAGUAACUGUAAAUACCUCUUUAAUUAGUUACACCUCUAUGAAGGUGAAGUUAGUGUAGAAUUACAAUAUGGUACAAUAAAUAUGUGUUUUGAAAACAG
Messenger RNA from Spodoptera litura, 3703 nucleotides. Lineage: Eukaryota; Metazoa; Arthropoda; Insecta; Lepidoptera; Noctuidae. The record is from RefSeq and is a predicted model, not a curated record.